Molecule: messenger RNA, 669 nt
Organism: Sinocyclocheilus anshuiensis
Lineage: Eukaryota; Metazoa; Chordata; Actinopteri; Cypriniformes; Cyprinidae
Exons: 2
Source: RefSeq, a predicted model, not a curated record
UCCUUCGGUUGUGAGCUGUAUGAUGAUGCUGUGUUGUCCACCGCAGCCUCUGAUUCAGAGGAUUUAAUGGCGGAAUCCUGCAGUUCUCUCCCUCCGAGCGGACAGGAGAAACGCAAUUCCCCGUCUUACAAUGAGUUGUUAGACGUUGUGACGUGCGCGGUGGGCAAGUUUGGAUUAGACUGGGACUGUGAGCCGAUGCAAGACCAGGCCCAAUCUAAAUUGGAUGACCGGUUUUUGACUAGUCGUACUCCAUCCCAGCCCCGUAGGCCUCUUCCCUUCUUUCAGGACCUCCACCAAGAGGUUUCGAGGUCUUGGAAGCAGACUUUUUCGGCGCGUAUUACAAACGCCGCUGCCGCUGAUUUUGCCACCGUGUCUAAAAUGGCGGAUCACGGUUACGGGGCAAUGCCGGCCGGUGAAGAGACUCUCGCCACACACCUCGCGCCUAAUUCAGCUCCAUCUUGGAAGUCGCGCCCUACGUUGCCAUCCAAGCCAUGUAGGAUCACUUCCAGUUUAAUCAGGAAAUCUUACAUGGCCGCUGGGCAGGCUGCGGCCACGCUACAUUCCAUGGGUGUGCUUCAAGCCUAUCAGGCAGAGCUUCUCAAGGAGCUGGAUAAAGGGGAAGGCCUCACUCCCGAGGCUGUUAAGGAGCUCAAGAGAGCUGCAGAUUUG